UCUACACUGAGUGAAUAUAUGACCAAAAAGGACACAAUUUGUGACUGAAUUUGCAUUUCAAAUGAAGUUCUUUGCGGCAAACGAUUGAUUUGGUGUCCAAUUGAGUGACAGUUCACAUCAUGUCUCAGUCGAGUCACUCGUCUCAGAGCUCGAGCUCCGACUCACAGCUAAUCAAAGCAAUCGUCGAAAGUCUGAAAUCUCGAGGAAUUUUCGAUGAAUUCAGACGCGAAUGCCUUUCGGACGCAGACACUAAGCCAUCCUUCCCGAAUCUGUUGCAGAGAGUGGAGGGCUAUGUCUCGAAGUUCUUGAGUCAACAGAAGUGGAGUGAAAACAUCAAUAAAAACCAAUUGAGAGAAAGACUUCGCAAACAAAUCAAUGAGUCAUUGAUGUUGAAGUACGGAAUCGAGCAUUUGGUGGAACAGGUCGUCACCUUUAAGAUCAAUUCACUGUUUUGGCCACAAAUUGAAGACGUCGUCAAACAGUUUCUGGGGAUCCAAGAGAUGCCGACCACUGCUGUCGCCGCCCCUAACCCUGCGAUGCAAAGCACCAAAAGUGUGUCCAAAUCGAGCUCAAGAAGUAGUUUGAAAAGUGAGGAGAAUAUUGAGUUGAAAGUUAAGAUCAAAGACGAACCCAUGGAUCUGAAAAUGAGUGACGAUUCCUCUCAACCAAUGGACAUCGAAACCGAUUCCAACUCUUCGGUUGGAAAGACGGAACAAAUGACUAAAUUAGAGAAUGAGAGCAAUUCAGACAACGGUUACGUCGAUUGGCCGACCCCUCCAAAGCCUGAAAUGCUUACUCCAGAGCGACCGCCCAUAGACUCCAUAGACUCUACUAAAUCCAGUGAUCACUCGAAGGGUAUCCAUAAAAGUGAAGACAAUGUGUUUCACGAAGGAAUCAAAGAAAACGAGACUUUCUUAGUAACUAAUAUUAAGAGUGAAGUGACUUUUGCUGACAAAAGUGAAAGCAUUAGUGAAACAAAUGCUGUGAAUAUGAGUGCAAAGGAUAGCUUGCAGUCAGAGAAAGACAAACCGACUGAAGAGUCGAACCUCUCAGACGUGAGUUCUGUUCAUACGAGCGAUUUGUCUGAUUUUGAUGACGAGAUCUCUUUAGACGAUUCCAAUGAUGAGAGUAAAGACAAUAAGAAAAAUAAGAUUAGUUUAAAAGUUGUCAAAAAGAUAACGGAAGUGCUAUCCAACGAACAGAUCAGUGACCGAAACAUAUGUCCAAAACCUUCACAACAGACACUAUCCGACGAACAAAACAUUGAAACAAAUGUCAAAUGCGAGUCAAAGAGAAUCCGCAAAAUUAAUCCAAAGUAUUCUUCCGAAGAAUUUUCAUCGAUUUUUACAGAAAAGGAUCGUCUGAUUGCCGGCACUUCCAGAGAAGAAUGGGACGAAUCCAAUGAAAACAGAAUUUUGAAAACUGAAACAGAAAUCACUCAAAGGAUGAGUUCCAGAAGGAGAAGACAGUAUUCAGAAAGUGAUGGCAAAGAACUCGAGAUCAUCUUCAAGGGGUUCUAUCGAGAGUUCUUUGUCAAUUCAGAAAGUGAUGGCAAAGAGUCUAAUGAUAUGAGUCUUCGUAGCUCUAAAAUAGUCAAAAGACAAGAGGACUUACCCCUAGACUCGAGAUCAUCUUCAAGGGGUUCUAUCGAGAGUUGUUUGUCUGAAACAACUCAAGACUCGACACAAUCACAGAAUAGACCCAAAAGGAAACUAAGCAAAGAUAGAAAUGAGUGUCAAUCCAAGCGUUACGAGGCCUCAGAUCUCUAUAAACCGCGACGUUUUGUCUCAUCGCGAAGAAGAGGUCAGACGACACCCGAUUCGCAAGCGAAUGAAGAUUUUAUUAUUCAUGAUUUGUCCAAAUAAUGAGAUUUCAGUGUAUAUUACAUAAAAAGUAAAUAUUUUAAAAUGAG
Messenger RNA from Oppiella nova, 1912 nucleotides. The record is from the annotation of a GenBank genome assembly. Lineage: Eukaryota; Metazoa; Arthropoda; Arachnida; Sarcoptiformes; Oppiidae.